AUGUCCUCCUCAUAUGCAAAUGCGCUCAACUUGAAACCAAUUAGGCAGGAUUCAAAGAGAAGCCAUUAUUGGACCAGACCCCCUGACUCUCCAAACGGGAUGAAUGUCUGCACGCUCGAACGCUCCCGUCCCAUGAUCCUACCUCUCACCAGAUAUGUGGCUCUCGUGGUAGCUGCCUGUGUCCUGAACUUCCAGAGGGCGUCCAUGCUGCUGGUCCUGUCCGUUGUAGGAUUUCUGUGCUGGGCUUGGGACCGUGUCUACGCCUGGCUCCUCCAACGCUCCGGUCCUCUGCGUCUCACGGACAAACUCAAGAUCGAGAGGAAUAAGAGGAUUUGGAUCAGACGCUACUCCAUGGUUAUCUUGGGCCUCCUGCCUUUGCCUGUGCUGGUACUUGUGGGUCUGAAUACUGCCCGAUAUGGACGUGGAGCCCUCAUCUCCUUCUUUGGACUUCUGCUGCUCAUAUUUACAAUGAUGGUUUUCUCAAAGCACACAUUCAGAUGGCCGUGGAAAACCAUCAUCUCUGGAGUGUGUCUGUAGUUUUAUUUUGCUCUGCUGGUCACAGGGACGACGGCUGGGAAGAGUGUGCUAAAAGCUGUUGGGGAUAAAGUGGAGAUCUUCAUGUCCUUCUCAAACAAAGGAGCAGAGUUUGUUUUUGGGCCUAACUAUGAGGAUCACAUGUUUGCCUUUAAGGUGAUGCCCAUCCUGGUCACAGUCAUCUCCAUUCUUCAGCAUCUGGGAUUUCUGUCCUGGCUCAUCCAUCAUAUUUGUUUUAUAAUGCAGCACGCUAUGGGGACCUCUCCUGUGUCGUUGGCCUCAGCCGGGAACAUAUUUCUAGGACAGCUCAUCUGCUCGUACGUCUUCAUGCCUCUGUCCUUUACGAUGGGCGUCUCGUGGGAGGACAGCUUCAACGUGGCAAAUCUCAUUGGAACAAAGACUUUUGUCAAUGAGUUCGUGGCCUAUCAGAAACUGACCGUGUUCAUCCAGAAACGCAAAGCUGGAGGACCCGAAUAUGUGGACCACGUCAAACAAUAUCUGUCUGAGCGCUCAGAAAUCAUCGCGACCUAUGCCCUCUGUGGCUUCUCCAAUGUGUCUUCUCUGGGCAUGAUUCUGGGGAGUAUGGCUGCCAUAGUCCCAGAGCGGCAGGCGGACAUCUUGAGCUGCGGAGUCAGAUCCCUGAUCGCCGGCUCUGUGACCUGUUUCAUGACUGCGUGUAUUGCAGGGAUGCUGUAUGUUCCAAACCUGCAGUGCUCUGACCUCCUGAGCUCAGCAUUCAACAGCUCUGAAGUCCUCAACAGCACCCACCUCCUAUCCUGCUGCACCCAACUUCAACAGGUGGCACAGCAGCAGCCAAAUCAGCAUUCUAGUGUCUAA
Messenger RNA from Periophthalmus magnuspinnatus, 1371 nucleotides. RefSeq names its product solute carrier family 28 member 3-like. Lineage: Eukaryota; Metazoa; Chordata; Actinopteri; Gobiiformes; Gobiidae. The record is from RefSeq and is a predicted model, not a curated record. Gene Ontology annotation, biological process: pyrimidine nucleoside transport; purine nucleoside transmembrane transport. Gene Ontology annotation, molecular function: pyrimidine- and adenosine-specific:sodium symporter activity. Gene Ontology annotation, cellular component: membrane.